AUGGAGCUAAUCGGUUUGAUUGCCUUGUUGUCGGCGGUGACUACUGCCGUAGCAUUUUCAGUCGACAGACAACAAUAUAAUUAUGACUGUGAAACUAGAAGCGGUAACUUUGAGGGCGAUAUAAUGCUAACGGAGCGGCAACAGGAAACGGUCAUUUCUGGACGUGAUCCCGUGGUGACGGAAGUGGAUAAGUGGACCAACAAUCUAGUGCCGUUUGUGAUUGAAGCCGACAGUUUGACUCUUGAGUAUGCCAAACUAAUUCGAGAAGCCAUGGCUAAAAUCGAAGAUGUCAGCACGAUCAGAUUUGUCCCGAAGAAGCAAGAGCGCGACUAUCUUGUAAUUUCCGGCGAAUCAACCGGAUGUUGGUCAACGCUUGGGCGCAACAGGGGUCUGAAUCGCAUGAACAUUUCCCCAAGCGAGUGCAUGUUCGAGGGAGCCAUCGUUCACCAGUUGUUCCAUGUACUCGGUUUGGGACACGUGACUAAUCAACAGGACCGAGACCAUUAUCUGGACAUCAAUUGGGAUCACGUUCGACCGGAGCAUGCCCGGAGUUUGCAGAUUCACGGAGGGCGUGUUCUGCCGAACCAUGGCAUUCCGUUCGACGAGGAAAGCAUUAUGCACUUUGGAUCGAAGCACUUCAGCCGAGAUGGAUCGGACACGAUCGUUCUGAAGAAUAAGGAACACACUAUCGGACAGAGGGAAGCGAUGAGUCUGAAGGACAUCAGGAAGCUGAAUAUAAUGUACCCUUGUGGGUACUGCUAGGAUAGUUAAGCUGUAGUAUCGCUAUGAGCAAUAAUGACUUUUUAAAGUUGUAAGUAUAGACGUUGACAAUGUUAGUACAUAAUAUAAAUAAACAGGUUUAGAACAAAUAAAUUAAAA
Messenger RNA from Aedes albopictus (Asian tiger mosquito), 879 nucleotides. RefSeq names its product zinc metalloproteinase nas-14-like. NCBI's taxonomy places the organism in Eukaryota, Metazoa, Arthropoda, Insecta, Diptera, Culicidae. The record is from RefSeq and is a predicted model, not a curated record. Bases 1 to 762 code for a protein of 253 amino acids. Gene Ontology annotation, molecular function: metalloendopeptidase activity; zinc ion binding. Gene Ontology annotation, biological process: proteolysis. The transcript has 4 exons.